Otolemur garnettii (small-eared galago) is the source of this 1012-nucleotide messenger RNA. It is a transcript of the gene RASL11A, whose product is annotated as RAS like family 11 member A. The record is from RefSeq and is a predicted model, not a curated record. Gene Ontology annotation, molecular function: GTP binding; GTPase activity. The transcript is spliced from 4 exons. Bases 80 to 805 code for a protein of 241 amino acids. NCBI's taxonomy places the organism in Eukaryota, Metazoa, Chordata, Mammalia, Primates, Galagidae.
UUCCCGGGUGCCCGCUCCCUCUGCUCGAGAGCCGACUCCGGGUGCGGGCGAGCCCCCUACGGCGUGGCCCGCGAGUUCCAUGUGGCUGCCCAGCAUGUCUGGGCACUUUCUGCUCGCGCCCAUCCCGGAGUCCUCAGACUGCCUCCUGCCCAAGGACAUCAAACUGGCUGUGCUGGGCGCCAGCCGCGUGGGCAAGAGCGCAAUGAUAGUGCGCUUCUUGACCAAGAGAUUCAUUGGUGACUACGAGCCGAACACAGGCAAACUGUAUUCACGGCUCGUCUACGUAGAGGGGGACCAGCUGCCUGUGCAGAUUCAGGACACUCCCGGGGGCAUCCAGAUCCAAGAUAGCCUCCCCAAGGUCAUCGAUUCCCUGUCCAAAUGCGUGCAGUGGGCUGAAGGCUUUCUGCUGGUCUAUUCCAUCACAGACUACGACAGCUACCAGUCCAUCCGGCCGCUUUAUCAGCAUAUCCGGAAGGUCCACCCUGACCCCAAAGCUCCUGUCAUCAUCGUGGGCAACAAGGGGGACCUUUUGCAUGCCCGGCAGGUGCAGGCACAUGACGGCAUUCAGCUAGCCAACGAGCUGGGCAGCCUGUUCCUUGAAAUUUCCACUAGUGAAAACUAUGAAGAUGUCUGCGAUGUGUUUCAGCAUCUCUGCAAAGAAGUGAGCAAGCUGCACAGCCUCAGUGGGGAAAGGAGGAGAGCCUCCAUCAUCCCUCGGCCGCGCUCUCCCAACAUGCAGGACCUGAAGAGGCGCUUCAAGCAGGCUCUAUCUUCCAAGGUCAAAGCCCCCUCAGCCCUGGGGUGAACCGUCUCACACAGACUCAGCUCCUUUUCAUUGUGUACUUGUGCAGCUAAACAGACUGGGCUUCUCCCUUUUUAAUCACACAUUCAGAGUUUAUUUUUAUAAAGACUAUUGAUUUCCAAGUGUAUGUGUAUUUCUGAAAAUUCAAACAGUGAUUGAAGCUGUAUAGAUUUUUUUUAAUAAAAAAGACUUUUUUUUUUUUUACUGUAA